GGAGAGGAGCAGAGGGCCACCCUCCCACUUGCUACAACCUGUUCAGCUCCUUCUCCUGCUGCUAUAAAGACUUCCCUGACUUGUGACUUGGGCUCAGAGCCCAGGAGGAAGCAACAGAGCUUUGCUUUAGGUCACCACGACGGAUCUGAGAUGAUUGCUCUGGAAGAUUUCUGGUAGAACUUUCUCCUACCUGGCCUUGCCUUCAUAAGCAGUAACCCUUUGGGACAGAGGUGCACCAAAACUCUUUGACAUACAGUGAGCUCUUGGCACGCGCUGUAAAUUUUCUUCCCGUUUUAAGUUGGAACCUUUGAAGGCGAAGAUGCCGCUUGCUUCUUUUCAAAAUGAGAGGAAAUGAAGAAAGAGAUUCAAGAUCCAAGCAAAUGUGGGGGGGAACGCCAGGUUUCGCUCUUGGUUUGUCCAAAACAGGGGCCACUUCAUACCUAUUGAAUGAUAUGUAAUUUGGGAAAGAUGGUGCUUUUCACAAUAAGUCCAUCCUCUUGAAGUUGAGGAAAGUAUUUUCUCUUGAAGACCUAUUGCAAGCAGCUUUUUUUUUUAAAAUCACUUCAGCAAAAGCUUCCCCCAUGAAACCCUGCAAACCAAACCCCAAGGAGACUCCCAGUGCAGAUGCUGGCUUCCCCUGCAGCAGUGAGGCAGGCUGCGCAGAGAAAGGCAGCUCUGAAAGGCUGGAGAACUCUGCCAAGCGCAGGCUGGCCGCCAACGCCAGGGAAAGGAGAAGGAUGCAGGGGCUCAACAUGGCCUUUGACCACCUCCGCAAAGUGGUCCCCCAGUGGGGGCAAGACAAAAAGCUCUCCAAGUACGAGACUCUUCAGAUGGCGCUCAGUUACAUCAUGGCCCUGACACGGAUCCUGUCUGAAGCCGAGAGGUUCAGCGCACAGAAAGGCUGGAUUAACUUUCAGGAGGAGCAUUUCCAUGCUUGCACGGGUCAGAAGACGGCUGCGGAGACCGAGCCCUACGCUCCCAGACUUUUCCACUUCCAGCCUGAUCAUUUCUAAGUUUUAUCAACUAGAUCGACCGUGGAUCUGGGACAGGCUCGUUUUCUCACUCUUGUAAAACUUGGCAGCGAGAAUUUGAACAGCUGCAUGAGGUAAAUCACCAGUUGUGUUACUCUUGAUCUCAUUUGAUUUCAUCUUUGGAACAAAUCGAUCUAAUUCAUCGGCUGUUGGAGGAGAUAACUUUCCCCCUUCCUAUUGGUUACCUGUGAAAUAUGUACAAUAUCUUCAGGUUGCAUCCUUUUGACGUUAUGCAAUUUUUUUGGGGGGUAGUUAUAUGUGUCUGACCUACCAUGCCUUCUGUUUUCACAAUGAUAUGUUGAAGAAAACAAAGCAGGAUUAAUAGUAACAAUAACAGCAACAACAAAAUUAAUCCAGUUUUAUAUAUGGCAUGCAUGGACAAAUUUGGCUAUUGGAGAAUGUAAUUGACUAUUUAAUCAGAAUGAUUAGAUAUUCAAAUCUCCAUUAAUUCUUAAAUUGACAGUGUAUUUUAUUUUGUUUCCUCAUUAAUGGUAUAUUAUAUAACGGAAAAUAGAAAUGAUAUUCUUUAGUCCUCAAAGAAGUAACUUCCUUAAACUUUGUAAGUUUGUCUUUAUAGGUUCUUCUAAACCAAACUCUGCAAGUUUCACUUACCUUACAACUUGCAAUUUCUCAGAGUGUAAACCUAGAAUGAAACUCAUUUCAGCUAUAGUCUUUAGCGUGUUUAAAUAUUCUGUAUGCUGCUAUGAAGUUUAAACAAUGUUACAGGAUGAUAUAAGAUGCUUGCGUGAAAAUAAAAUUUUACAAUUUGUAAUUCAUAAUAAGGCUGAUUUUUUUUUAUAUUGUUUCAUUUCUUUUACAGUGUAAAAAGUUUUGUAAAAUAUAAAUAAACACAUUUUUUCACAUAUAAAA
Molecule: messenger RNA, 1901 nt
Organism: Pantherophis guttatus
Lineage: Eukaryota; Metazoa; Chordata; Lepidosauria; Squamata; Colubridae
Gene: ATOH7
Product: atonal bHLH transcription factor 7
Biological process (GO): axon development; sensory organ development; positive regulation of transcription by RNA polymerase II
Cellular component (GO): nucleus
Molecular function (GO): DNA-binding transcription factor activity, RNA polymerase II-specific; protein dimerization activity; E-box binding
Source: RefSeq, a predicted model, not a curated record